Molecule: messenger RNA, 5656 nt
Organism: Manis pentadactyla (Chinese pangolin)
Lineage: Eukaryota; Metazoa; Chordata; Mammalia; Pholidota; Manidae
Gene: ZNF496
Product: zinc finger protein 496
Exons: 10
Coding region: 1565-3286 (573 amino acids)
Biological process (GO): regulation of DNA-templated transcription
Source: RefSeq, a predicted model, not a curated record
AGACCUCCCCGGUCCUAGAGCGGAGCAGGAAGUGUCCCAGGGGAGGGAGCCGGAGGGCUCCGGCCUUUCCUUUCCUGCGCGGCCGGCGGGCUCCGGCGGCGGCCAGGCCUGCGCGGCCCGCCAACGGGGACGCGCCGCGGCGGCGCCUCCAUUUGCCCCCGCGUCUUCCGUCCCGAGCCGAGCCGGUUUCCCGCAGGAGCAGGGGACGCGGAGUCGGACGCCUGCGGAGACUGUGCCGCGGGAGGACCCCGAGGAGCGGGCUGGAAGGAUGAGGAGCGGCUGCCCGGGCCUUGCGCCGCAGCGGGGGGGGGCCGAGUCGGCCGCCGGGAAGGCGCUCCAGGCGGUGAGGUGCGCAGCUGCCGGCCGAGCCGCGGGCGGGCGCGAGAGUGCGGGCAGGGCGGCGGGACCGAGGGGCGAGGGGCGCGUGCCCGCUGCCCUGCCCGGUCUGCCACCCCUCUCCCAAGCCUGCGCGGCUCGGUUCCCGCCGGACCUGCGUGAGGCCCGCCCCGCCCCCGACGGGGACCCCCCGGGGCUCGCGUUGGCUCAUUCAUCCGGCGCUGCCCGGGAGCCGCCUCCGUGUCAGGUGCCGGGGCGACAAAGACGAGCGCGCUGUCCGGUUGGGGGCUGAUCCGCAGAGCGCGGCGCGGGCUGCCCCACGCGCACCGCGUGCGGAGGCUGGGGCGCGGCGCCCACCGCGGGGGAGACUUCAGGAACCCUGCGGCCCCGCAGGUGUGUGACGGCCGCUCCGGGGAAGGGGGCCCGUGCGGCCGAGCGUGGGUUCCAGAUGCCCGAGAAGACGCCGGAGGAACUCGGUGGUGGGGCAGGCAGCGAUGUGUGCCCCAGACGUCCCCAGCUACCGGAUGCCGGUCUGUGUGCGCACGUUGGAAGGCGGAGAGGUGCACACACUGCGGCUAGGCGGCCGCUCCGGGUGGUUCUGGUGCCCCUUCGGCCUCACUUGGCUUCCUGUGAAAUGGGAAUGAGGCCCGCAACCUGCCUGGGCCCAUGGGGGCGCACUGUGCUGUAGAUCAAGGUGUGGCCUCCGGGGCCUCGUCCCGCCCGCGUGUCCAGGAUCUCCGAGGCCUGGGGACGAGCUGUGGGCCCCUACUGGGCCUCAGCCCCAGCCCCGCCCACAGUGUGGGUGGUGUCUCCUACUCUCCAUCGCCACGAGUGUUGUCCGGGGCGGCGGUGGCCCCCUGAGCCUCACCUAGAGAGGCGGGGUUGUACCCUGAGCUCCACCUCUGACCUUCCUGAGGAAGGGCAGGAGGUGUGCACAGUGGCCAGCCUCCUGGUUUGAAGAUGACAAGGGUGGAGGCGAGGUUGAAGGUCAAGGCAUACGCUUACCCGCCAGACUUUGAAGUGAGCUGGAGGCAGGUCUGAAGGCGCUGAGGAUUUUGAAUAGGAGUGCUCUCCUCUGCUCAUUUUGUAAAAAUCCCAAGGCCAAGGACGGUGAUUCUGGUUCAGAAGCCUCAAGAUAGCAGCCUGCUGGGUGGUCCGCCUCGGGCCCUGUCCUGGAGGCCCUGCCCCGAAGGGACCUCUUCUGCAGCUGACCCCAUCAAACCCCGUCAUGCCCACAGCCCUGUGCCCCCGAGUCUUGGCUCCAAAGGAAAGCGAGGCGCCCCGGAAAAUGAGGAGCCCACCGGGAGAAAACCUCAGCCCCCCAGGGGAGCUCCCCAGCCCCGAGUCCUCCCGCCGCCUGUUUCGCCGGUUCCGCUACCAGGAGGCCGCGGGCCCCCGGGAGGCCCUGCGCCGCCUGGGCGACCUGUGCCGCGGCUGGCUGAGGCCCGAGCGGCACACCAGGGAGCAGAUCCUGGAGCUGCUGGUGCUGGAGCAGUUCCUGGCCAUCCUGCCCCGGGAGGUCCAGGGCUGGGUGCGGGCGCAGGAGCCCGAGAACAGCGAUCAGGCCGUGGCCGCUGUGGAGGCCUUGGAACGGGAGCCGGGGCGACCCUGGCAGUGGCUCAAGCACUGUGAAGACCCUGUGGUGAUAGACGAUGGGGACAGCUCCCCAGACCAGGAGCAGGAGCGGCUGCUGGCAGAACCCCAGGGUGACUUCGUGAAGAGCCAGGACGUACAGCCCCUGGCCCUGGGUCAGGGACUCCCAAGCCGACCACCAGGGCUGCUCGGUGCGGACCCAGUUCCAGCAGACGCAUCCCUUCUUCAGGACAUGAGUCUGAGGGAUGCACAGCAGGUGACCGCCCUCCAGCUGCUUCCGAACCGGGCUUCUCCUUUCAAGGACAUGAUCUUCUGCUUCUCAGAAGAGGACUGGUCCCUUCUAGACCCUGCCCAGACUGGCUUCUAUGGAGAGUUCAUCAUUGGGGAGGACUGUGGGGUCUCCUUGCCCUCGAAUGAUGUAGCCGCCCCACUGGCUCUCUGCCAGAGCGAGGAGAAUGAGCCCCAGGCUCCAGAACUGCAGGACCUCCAGGGGAAGGAAGCACCCCAGGUCUCCUACUUGGACAUUCCAAGUCUCCAGCCAUUCCCAGGAGAAGAAAAAAGAAAACGGGAUGAGGUGCAGGUGCCAGAGUUCCAGGCCUGCCCACAGACAGUGCUCACUCAGAGCACCUGCCCCGCCGGAAGCGCCAAGCCGGCCCCGGGAAACAGCCUAGACGAGGAGGUGACCAUUGAGAUCGUGCUGUCCAGCUCCGGGGAUGAGGACUCCCAGCUCGGCCCCUACUGCGCCAAUGAGGCGGGUGGGCACCCCACCCUGCGCCGGGGAGCUGAGGCGGGAGGCGACGGGCAGGCCACGUCCAAGAAGUACGUGUGCCCGAACUGCGGCAAGAUCUUCCGCUGGAGAGUCAACUUCGUGCGGCACCUGCGGAGCCGCCGUGAGCAGAAGCACGAGUGCUCGGUGUGCGGGGAGCUGUUCAGCGACAGUGAGGACCUGGACGGGCACCUGGAGACGCACGAGGCCGCGAAGCCUCACCGGUGUGGCGCCUGCGGGCGGAGCUUCCGCCUGCACGCGCACCUGCUGUCCCAUCGGCGGAUGCACCUGCCGUCGGACGCGCGCGAGCAGCUGAGGCGCAGGGAGUCUGCAGCCGGGCCGCGCGGCGGGAGCCCUGGGCUGCGAGCCAAAGGCAAGGCCGCCCUGCACCUGCAGUGUUGCGACUGCGGAAAGGCCUUUCAGCGGCCCUACCACCUGGCGCGGCACCGCAGCAGCCUGCACUCCAAGGGCAAGGCCCGUCCCUUCCAGUGCCGCUACUGCGCCAAGAGCUUUCUGCAGAACUACGACCUCCUCCGUCAUGAGCGCCUGCACAUGAAGCGCCGCUCCAAGCAGGCCCUCAACUCCUACUGAGCCGGGCCUGGGGCGCAGGUGCAGCCCAGCCACAGCCCAGGACAGACUGGACUGCACCUCCUGCCCCUGCCAGGAUCUCAGGUAGUGAGAGGGUGGCCACCUGAGCGUUGUUCUGUCUGCUGUGCCAAAAAAUGGCGGUGUGUCACCUCCAGCAUGGAACCUCCCACAUACCGCGUCUUCGGGACUUCGGAACCCAGCCCCGUGCUUCCCAAACGAGCGAUGCUGGGCCACCCCCACUGCAGUGACCAUGGAGGUCUGUCCCUUGCCGACCGACCUUGGAUACACCCCCAUCCCGCCCUGUCUGACCCCCCAGCCAUCCUAAGGUUCAGGGUUUUCGUAUCUGACAGUAGGAAGCUGCAGGUGGUGCCGGGCUAGGAGGGGACAGUGAGACAGGGCUGUGGGCAUCACGGAGCUGGGCUGAGCCCACCAAGCCAUGUAUGUCGUCACAAGCUUGAGGCCCCAGCCCUGGCCCCCAGAGACAUCCUGCAGUUACAGGGCAGCCUGUUCAGGCUCGGAAGCCUUGAGGGGGAGCUUUCCAGCUCCUCACAGAAGAGAAACUAGUACCCUUUUGUUUGUGAUGGCAGCUGGUAUUAGGGAAUAUGGGCCAACCAGGGCAAGCCCCCCUUUUAAACCUGGUUGCACACCAUCCCCAAGCAUCAUGUCUUUGACCCUGAGGGUCACUGGUAAAUGGUUGUGGGGCAGCGAAGUCAUCGGCACUUGAAAGGCACUUAACGUUCCCCUUCCUGUUCUGUGGUGCCCAGGAAUGGGGGGAUUAGCUCCCAUGGGGAUGUCCCUUGUCUGGAAUAGCUGAGCAGGGGAAAUGGGGCCUUUCAGGAAGUCAUGCUCUGUGCAGGUGGCAUUAAAGUAGCCUGCUGGGUGUAUUCCUUUGCUAAGGUUGCUGUAAGAGCUGGGAGGCCUAGAGCAGGAAUGUAGGUCAGUUCUGGAGUCCAGACCGCCAGGAUGAGCUGUGAGCAGGGUUGGUUCCUCGGGAGGCAGGCUCUGUCCCAGGCCCCCCAGCUUCUGUGUGUGGUCGCAGUCAGGGAUAUUUCUUGGUUUGUAGCGGCGUCUCCCCAGCUGCCUUCUUCUUCACGAGGUGUUCUCCCUAUGUGCUUGUCUGCCUCUUGUAAGGGCAGGAGUCACACUGGGUUAAGGGCUACCUUUGUUUCCAUCUAAAUUAUAUCCGCAGGGACCCUGUUUCCAAAGGUCAUAUGCUGCUGUAUGUGGGGUUGGCCUUAAACUGGGGGGGAGUGGGGAGACACAAGCCAGCCGCCAGCAUGACAGCCCCAUGGCGCUGUGUUCACUGCCUGGUCACAGGCAAGCCAACACAAAUGAGGUGGCUAGCCCUCAACCCUGUGGGAAGUGCUGUUCAGACCCAAGCUGCUUGCAGGGUGGGUGUCCUCUGCACUGUAGCCUCAAGGCUGUAGCCUGGGACUCUGGCCAGGGUCGACUGUUGGUGGUGAGACCUCAGUUGAUGGAAGCCGCGGUGUUGUUCUGGGAAGACUGGCAACGACCGCUGGGCCCGGUGGAGGGACGGCAGGUGCUGUAAGUGGCUGAGUGUGUCAGGCACUGUUUGUGUGUGGGUCCCACCAGCAGCCAGUAGGCUGGGUGAGUGAACACAGCGCCUGUUGCCCCUUGUCAUCCACUUCACUGUCACACUGACGCCCCUGCCCCACACCCAGUGAAAAUUACAACCCGUAGUCACGAUUGCUGUCUGGAUGUGUGACACACCCAGGAACAGAAAAUGUGGGAUAACCACUGGGCCAUACCCAGAACAAGCAAUAAACUACUGGGGCUGCUCAUUUUUUAAAUAGUUUGCCUCUUGUACUGAUCUGCCAGGAAGAGGGAGAAAUUAAAUCUAUAAGGCCAAGAUGGGAAAAUUCCAAAUAGAAGCCAGACUGUGUGCUCUUGUCGGGGACCCAUUAGUGAUGAGGUUAUUAACUCAUCUGCCAGACAGUUGUCUUCAAGAACGUCACUCUACUUACUGGUGUAUUUUAUGUGUAAAAUCAGAUUAUGAGAAAGAUGCAAAGGGAAUGUGGUGAGCUGAAGCCCACAGGUGGGCUGUGUGCCUCGGUGCUGUGCGGGAGCUGCCAUCGUCCCUGGAUCAGGAGCCCCCUGGGUGAUGUGGCUCAAAUCCCAGGCCCCUCCCCUGCAGGAGAAGCCAGUGGGGGUACCUGCCCUGGGGAGAGUUUAGGUAACUAGAGAGCUGGUCCCUCCCGGGGGACUGGGCAGGCGGGUGAGUGGGGUCUCUGCCUCACUGAGGAGGCUCAGAAAUCCCACAUCUGAGAGGUGUCUGUCCCCCGUUUCUCUGAACCCUGGACAUUGUUCCCACAAACUCACAGGUGCAUAAUAAAAAUUCACUUGCUGAACUAA